Lactuca virosa is the source of this 2998-nucleotide messenger RNA. The record is from the annotation of a GenBank genome assembly. Lineage: Eukaryota; Viridiplantae; Streptophyta; Magnoliopsida; Asterales; Asteraceae.
ACGUCAUAAGAAGAUCAAUAGUUCAGAGAGAUUGAAAGAAGUUAUGGAGAAUCAAUCAUCAAUGGAGAUCCCGCUCCCGUCAAUGAUCAAUGGCAACGACGUUUUUCACUCUCAGACACUACCCGAUGACUUAAACAUAUCAAAGAGCAAACUUACUUGUAACAUCAUACAUAACCACAACUUCUCUAACGGUUUGCAUUCGUGGCAUGCAAACUGUUGUGAUGUCUUCCUAGUUUCACCUUUUGAAGAUCACACACAAAACCCAUGUAAGAAGAAGCAUCAUGCAGUCAUUACAAACAGAAACCAACAUUGGCAAGGCUUGGAACAAGACAUCACAACCAGGGUUUCUUCAGGUUCCACUUACACAGUUGUUGCUCGUGUUGGAGUUUCUGGUAUGCAUCUUGAAAAGGAGGCUGAUGUCAUUGCGACCCUUAAACUUGAAUAUCAACAAUUGGAAACCAAGUAUUUGUUCAUCACAAAGACUAGUGUUUCAAAAGAAAAAUGGGAGGAUUUGGAAGGUACAUUUGUAUUGUCAGACAAACCUGACCGUGUUGUCUUUUACUUGGAAGGACCGGCUCCUGGUGUAAACCUUCUCAUAGAAUCGGUCUCAAUCUUUGGUGAUGGGGAAAUUGCACGAUGUGUAUAUAAUCAAGAAGGAAAUAUCAUAUUGAACCCUGAGUUUGAGGACGGAGUUAAUAACUGGUCCGGAAGGGGGGUGCAAGAUUGCAUUACAUGACUCCAUGGGAGAUGGCAAAGUCCCUUCCUAAAUCCGGAAAGUUCUUUGCAUCUGCAACAGAACGAACUCAAUAUUGGAAUGGGAUUCAACAAGAUAUUAGUGGAAAAAUUCAACGAAAGCUUGCUUACCAAGUUACAGCCUUUGUUAGAAUCUUUGGCAAUAAUGUUACUAGCUCCAGUGUUCGAGCUACGUUGUGGGUCCAAGGCCCCGAUUCCCAUGAACAAUACAUUGGCAUUGCUAACUCACAAGCAACGAAUUCAGAUUGGGUACAACUGCAAGGGAAGUUUCUUUUAAACGGCUCGCCUUCAAAAGUAGUCAUUUAUUUAGAAGGUCCGCCUCCGGGUACAGAUAUUCUCCUUGACGGCUUAAUGGUUAUGCAUGCCGAGAAAAUACCUCCUUCGCCUCGACCUGUUAUUGAGAAUCCAGAAUAUGGAGUUAACAUUAUUGCGAAUAGCAAUGUUAGCGAUGGGACAAACGGGUGGUUUCCCCUCGGUAAUUGCACAUUAAAUGUGGUGACUGGUUCACCUCGUAUACUCCCACCGGCGGCAAGAGACACCCUCGGCCCCCAUGAGCCGCUAAGUGGCCGUUGUAUACACACCACUAACCGCACCCAGACGUGGAUGGGUCCGGCUCAGAUGAUAACAGAUAAAGUCAAACUCUUUGUAACUUACCAGGUUUCCGCUUGGGUUCGACUCGGUCCUGGAGCCACCGGUCCACAGAAUGUAAACAUUGCUCUCGGGGUUGAUAGCCAGUGGGUCAAUGGUGGUCAGGUGGAGCUCAAUGAUGCUGACAGGUGGCAUGAGGUUUGUGGAUCUUUUAGAGUUGAGAAACAGCCAGCUAAAGUCAUGGUUUAUAUUCAAGGCCCGGCUGAAGGAAUUAAUUUCAUGUUGGCUGGACUUCAGAUCUUUGCGGUGGACCGGCAGGCCAGAUUCCGACAUUUGAAACGUCAAACGGAUAAGAUUCGUAAACGAGAUGUCACACUAAAAUUUUCCACCUCGGACUCGAGCAGUAUCCACGGUGCAACAGUAAUCGUGAAACAAACCCAAAACAGUUUCCCGAUCGGAUCAUGCAUUAGCCGCUCCAAUAUUGACAACGAAGAUUUCGUCUCAUUUUUUAUUAAAAACUUUAAUUGGGCUGUUUUUGGAAACGAACUAAAAUGGUAUUGGACUGAACCACAACAAGGAAACCUAAACUACAAAGAUGCCGACGAGCUUCUAAAAUUAUGUAACGAUAACAACAUUACGGUUCGCGGACACUGUAUCUUUUGGGACGUGGAAUCCACGGUUCAAGAUUGGGUCAAGAAGCUGAGCAAACCAGACCUAACCACGGCUAUACAAAAUCGGUUAACUAGUUUGCUGAACCAAUACAAAGGUCGGUUCAAGCAUUAUGAUGUGAACAAUGAAAUGCUUCACGGCUCAUUUUACUCUGACCGGUUAGGUCCGGGUUCACGAGCCGAUAUGUUCAAAACCGCGAACCGGCUGGACCCGUCUGCUACAUUGUUCGUCAACGAUUACCACAUCGAGGAUGGGUGCGAUCCAAGAUCUUCCCCAGAGAAAUACAUGACACAAAUUCUUGAUCUGGUACAACAAGGCGCACCGGUUGGUGGGAUAGGUAUUCAAGGACAUAUAGACAGUCCAGUGGGUCCGGUUGUCUGUUCGGCUCUCGACAGACUCGGGACCCUUGGACUGCCCAUCUGGUUUACAGAACUUGAUGCUUCUUCGGUUAAUGAGUAUGUUAGAGCAGAUGAUUUGGAGGUUAUGUUUCGGGAAGCUUUAGCUCAUCCCGCUGUUGAGGGGAUUAUGAUUUGGGGGUUUUGGGAGUUGUUUAUGAGCCGUGAAAACUCGCAUUUGGUGAAUGCAGAAGGUGAGAUUAAUGAAGCUGGGAAUCGGUUUCUUGAGCUCAAGAAAGAAUGGUUGUCGCAUGCUCAUGGACAUGUUGAUGAUGUCAGUGAAUUUGGGUUUCGAGGUUUUCCGGGGACUUAUGAGGUGGUGGUUGUUACUGGUUCCAAGAAAAUUGUCAAGAAGUUUGUUGUUGAAAAUGGUGAUCUUUCGUUGGUGGUGCCAAUAGAAUUUUAAUUGAUAAAGUAAAUAUUUUAUGGAAACGAAGGAAAUAAUAUAUGUUGGCUGAUAUAUGGCAUGGUGUGUUUAGGUUCGAUGUUCAAGUUUGGUCCAAGUUGGUGUGUGGAAGUGGAACACUUGUAAACUAUAUUGUAAACUAUCAAUGUAUAAGUAUAUCUGUAUAUAUAUGAUAUAUGAAGUGAUG